AUGGAGCAGAUGCAAAACUUCAUCAAAGGUCUCAAGAGUCAAAUUUACAUGUUAUUGGAUGCUUCCGCGAGAGCUAAAAGCAGCUUAGGUAGAGCUAACGUUAGCCAGGUACAAGCACUGAGGUGUGAUUUCUGUGGAGGAGAAUAUGUGAAUGGAAGAUGCUCAUUGGAAGGGACAAGUAAGGAGGUCCAGUUUGCUAAUUUUCAAAAGAAUAACUCGUAUUCCAACACAUACAAUCUGGGUUGGAAAGAUCACCCAAAUUUCUGUUGGAGCAAUAACCAAAAUUCAAAUUCCAACCAAGGAAUGCAACAAAGCCAACAAGCUUUGUUUCAAAGGAAGUCAUCACAAUUGAAAGAGAGUCUGCAGAAUUUUAUUAAAGUGACACCGAGUAGUUUUGAUCAAGUAACUAAGAACCGUGAGAAAAUGAGUAGAAACCAGGAUGCGUCUAUCAAAAAUAUGGAGAUGAAGAUUGAUUUAAGGGUGAUUAUUCAAAAGGGUAAAUAUGAGAUUGAAAAAGAAGAGAAUAACAAUCAAGGUGACCAAGACGAAAGAGGAGUCACAUUUGAUCAACUCAUUAAUAAAAACUCUCCUUGGAGAAGAACAAAGAAACAGAUCCUAACUGAGCCAAACCCUCUUUUACCGGAUUAUGUAAAACCAUUGUUCCCGAUAAUUAAAAAGAAACUAGUUCAAGAUAAUGAAGCAGGGAUGUUUGCAAAGUUCAAGGAAAUGCUAGUUACUCUCCAGAUGUUACUAAAGGGAACGAAAGAAAAAAUGGUCAAGGAACAUGUAAACAUGACCCAAAAGGAUGAUGUGGUAAUAUCUCAAGCUUUGCUACCAAAAUUAAAAGAUCUCGGUAAGUUGAGUAGUUCUUGUAGUAUCGGUGAGGUGAAUAUUUUGCAUGCUCUAUGUGAUCUUAGAGUUAGCAUAAAUGUCAUGCCACUGAAAACAGUGAAAGAAUUGAAAGUGGUUGAGAUCACACCGAGUAACAUGUCUCUCACUCUAAGUGGUUCAUUUGUUACUCAAUUGGUUGGUAUUGUACGUGAUGUGUUAGUACAUGUCGAUGGGUUAGUGUUUCCUGUAGAUUUUGUAGUGCUUGAUACAAAAGGAUAUUCAUGA
Molecule: messenger RNA, 1116 nt
Organism: Lathyrus oleraceus (garden pea)
Lineage: Eukaryota; Viridiplantae; Streptophyta; Magnoliopsida; Fabales; Fabaceae
Exons: 4
Coding region: 1-1116 (371 amino acids)
Source: RefSeq, a predicted model, not a curated record